Filobasidium floriforme is the source of this 1100-nucleotide messenger RNA. RefSeq lists its product as uncharacterized. Lineage: Eukaryota; Fungi; Basidiomycota; Tremellomycetes; Filobasidiales; Filobasidiaceae. The transcript has 2 exons. Bases 94 to 957 code for a protein of 287 amino acids. The record is from RefSeq and is a predicted model, not a curated record.
CUGGACUUCGAGAAGAAGAACAUCACACUUGAACACCUCGUCAGGCGAUUCUCUGCUCUCAAGGUCGUCCGUGUGCAGAACGAAGGUUGGGAAAUGCCUACCAUGCAUAUACCGGAUCGUUUCCAGCUCGUCGCUAUCUUGAAUUACAGGCCUCGACGCGACGAGAACGGGGCUCUCGCACAUCGUCUCGAGGACUGGCAUUAUUGGAGCGGCCUUCCCAACGAUCUAAAAAUCGUUAGCAGGAUAAGGUGUUAUCCUUGGGAGUCUAUAGGUCGAGACUCAUUCUUCGAUGAUCUAGUGCAAGAGAUACGACCUUUAGAUUCGAUCAAAGCGUUGGAUUCUAGAUUGGCCAAGCUGCGCGCCUUUCAAUGGUGUCAUAAGCCAUUUGACGGCGAGGACUUGGUCAAGCUUUUGACCUUGUUUCCCGAUCUGGAUAUUGUUUCAGUACAUGUCAAGAAGACGGAAGAUCACGACAAGUUGUUGGACUGUCUGUCUAGCCGACCUGCCACGCUAAAGGACGUCCACAUUGAAGGAGCAUCACUAUCGUGGCUUUUUCCAUUGUCCCAGUGUCAACGAUUGAAGCUCGAAUGCUUCGGGGUGACGAACGCAGACGAGGAGAAACUCAAGGAGGCACUGAUCUCGGCAGUGGCCCAUGGAACGAAAGGCCAAAUCUGCCCCCUUCAAGAUCUGACCGUACUUAUCGACGAGUGCGAAGCGAUCAUCAGCCAGGCUUUGAUGGCAGAUAUCCUUCAAUGGGUCACCGGGCCUACGUCAACGAUCGUUUUGCAAGCCAAGGACGACGAUGUAACAACAACCACUGGGCGAUGGGUAGACGAUAUCCUUUGGACGAUGCGAUAUCGCAAGGAGAUCCGACAGGCACCCCAAAGAGCCCUACCGAACAAUGGACGAGGUUACCGAAAGGUUCUCCCGUCGAUCCAAGAGCGUCAAGUUGGCUAAGAUGCUCGUCUGCGAUUACAACUUAUUAAAGUAAACGAUCAAGAACUUGACUACUACACACCGGGAGUAGCCCGGUACCGAUAAUGCAGAGAAUGGUCGAGAUGAGAACGGUUAGCGGCGGAGCGGUAGAAAUAUAUGCGGAU